AAUUGCCAUCAUACAAACUGAGGCAGCAGAUCUUUUGGCCACGACUGAAUGUGAGGCCUUUGAGACAUCAUACUAGAUAUGUUGACUUGCUGGUCAAGGGAAAUGCAAGUUUACUUCUUUGAGUUGUUGUGUUAGAGGCGCUAAGCCUUGUGGGAUAUUACUGAAUGUGAACUCAGAAACCGUAAUUCCAGAACAGUCCCACUGUUGUAAUAGUGUGAUGUGUAUCUUCUGACAGACUCUAUGCUGAGUAAAGUCAUGUUUUUAUCCUAAAAUGUUUUUCUACCAGAACCAAAGUGUGGAUGCAGUCACUAUUUAGAGCAGUCUAAUCUCAUUAACCCAGAACUAUAAUCUUGUGUGAUUAAGUUCUGGGUCCAUAUGUGUUAGAAACUACAGUAGUGAAGAAGUUCAGUGAUGUUCCACAGUGCCAGAAGUUCUUCCUGGAGGGGACAACUCCAAAUCUCCCAGGUAUUUUGGUUGGUGGGACGGUCCAGAACCAGAACCGCUACAAGCCGAUUUGCCAGUUGUUCAACAACAUCUACAGGUUUGCAACUCUCUACGACACGACCAACAGGAUCCCUGUGUUCUCAGCCUACACCUUCUGUGGUCCUCCUACAGACACCAGACCACAUCAACCCUGGAUGAUGGAGCCCCAGCUCAACGGGGAAAACAACAGCCCUGAAAUGAAGAUUAUGGGAGAACACUCUCAACACCAGGCUGGGAACUACGACUAUAUUAACUCAAUACAAAAUAAAGGGGUGAACAGAGGUCAUCUCUUCCCAAAUUCACAUGCUCAUGACCUUGAUACUCAGAAGUCCACCUUUACCCUGACCAACAUCGUUCCCCAGGUGGUGUCCUUCAACAAUGGCAGCUGGAGAGAAAUGGAGGAACAUGUCAGAGAAAAGCUGAUGACGGACUGUUUUAGUAACAACAGGAAGAUAAAGGCCUAUGUGGUGACUGGAGCAGUGCCCAGUAAGAGCAACACACUGAACGACGCACUGAACAACACACUGAAGAACGCACUGAACGACCGAGUGAACAUCCCAGAUCUCAUGUGGACAGCCUACUGCUGUUUGAACAAGAAGAAAAAGUGGAUGGCGGAAGCACACUGGGGGAGGAACAAGAAGGUCAAGAGGAAAACAUUGAAACCAGAAACCUUGGGAGCACUCGAAAAGAAGUUGAGCGAAUUUCACCAAGGUGGUCGUGUCCAGGUGUUCCCAAAGGAUUGUCCAAGAGGUCCUAAACCUACCACUCCCUCUAACCAACCCAGUUGGAAGAAUUCUCUUAAAAUAAUUUCUUCCAAAGUCAGGAAUCUUUACAAUUCCAUGAUGAAUAGAAUUGGAUGAUCAAGGUACAGAUGCUCAGACUAUAUCAACAAAUGAUCAACUAAACUCUGUUGAAAUGAUGUUGAUAUGCAACCACUUGUUAUGGUGAGAGUAAUGAUAAGGGUUAUAGUGGUUAUAGUGGUAAUCAGGGUUAUAGUGGUUAUAGGGGUUAUAGUGGUAAUAAGGGUUAUAGUGGUUAUAAGGGUUAUAAGGAUUAUAGGGGUUAUAGGGGUUAUAAGGGUUAUAGUGGUUAUAGGGGUUAUAAGGUUUAUAGUGGUAAUAAGGGUUAUAAAGAUUAUAGGGGUUAUAAGGGUUAUAGUGGUAAUAAGGGUUAUAAGGAUUAUAGGGGUUAUAGUGGUAAUAAGGGUUAUAGUGGUUAUAGGGGUUAUAGUGGUAAUAAGGGUUAUAGUGGUUAUAGUGGUUAUAGUGGUAAUAAGGGUUAUAGUGGUAAUAAGGGUUAUAAGGAUUAUAGGGGUUAUAAGGGUUAUAGUGGUAAUAAGGGUUAUAGUGGUUAUAGUGGUUAUAGGGGUAAUAAGGGUUAUAGGGGUUAUAGGGGUUAUAGUGGUUAUAGUGGUUAUAGGGGUUAUAGUGGUUAUAGUGGUUAUAGUGGUAAUACGGGUUAUAGUGGUAAUCAGGUUAUAAAGAUUAUAGGGGUUAUAAGGGUUAUAGUGGUAAUAAGGGUUAUAGUGGUUAUAAGGGUUAUAGUGGUAAUAAGGGUUAUAGUGGUUAUAAGGGUUAUAGUGGUAAUAAGGGUUAUAGUGGUUAUAGUGGUUAUAGGGUUAUAGUGGUUAUAGUGGUAAUAAGGGUUAUAGUUGUUAUAGUGGUUAUAGGGGUUAUAGUGGUUAUAAAGGUUAUAGUGGUAAUCAGGGUUAUAGUGGUUAUAGUGGUAAUCAGGGUUAUAGUGGUAAUAAGGGUUAUAAGGAUUAUAGGGGUUAUAGGGGUUAUAAGGGUUAUAGUGGUAAUAAGGGUUAUAUUGGUAAUAAGGGUUAUAGUGGUAAUAAGGGUUAUAGUGGUAAUAAGGGUUAUAGUGGUAAUAAGGGUUAUAGUGGUUAUAGUGGUAAUAAGGGUUAUAGUGGUAAUAAGGGUUAUAGUGGUAAUAAGGGUUAUAGUGGUAAUAAGGGUUAUAGUGGUAAUAAUGGUUAUAGU
Messenger RNA from Oncorhynchus tshawytscha (Chinook salmon), 2468 nucleotides. RefSeq names its product endonuclease domain-containing 1 protein. The transcript has 3 exons. The record is from RefSeq and is a predicted model, not a curated record. Gene Ontology annotation, molecular function: metal ion binding; nucleic acid binding; hydrolase activity. Bases 639 to 1343 code for a protein of 234 amino acids. NCBI's taxonomy places the organism in Eukaryota, Metazoa, Chordata, Actinopteri, Salmoniformes, Salmonidae.